Messenger RNA from Paramecium octaurelia, 2263 nucleotides. Lineage: Eukaryota; Ciliophora; Oligohymenophorea; Peniculida; Parameciidae. The record is from the annotation of a GenBank genome assembly.
AUGCUUAUAUAAUCAAAAAAAUGCCAUCCAUAAAGUCUGCCAAUUAGAGCAUAUAAAGAAUAAAUCCUCUAUGGAGUCGAUACCAACAGCACGUUGAUCAUCUUAGCUGAAACAGGGUCAGGCAAAACAACUUGUAAAUAUUGUUUAAUCAAUAUUAGAGAUACCAUAAUAUUUAAUAGAAGCUGGUUAUGGGGGAGAUGAGAGGGUUUUAGUCUCUUUACCAAGAAAGAUGGCUGCCAUCAGUAUAGCUUAAAGAGUAUCUGAUGAAAAUGGGACUGAAUUGGGAUAGGAUAUUGGAUAUAGAGUGAGAUUUGAAUCGAAGAUUAGUGAAAAUACAAAAAUCGAAUAUGUGACUGACGGAACUUUGAUUUAAAUCAUAAUGGGCAAUCCAUUGAUUGAAGGAUAUUCAGUUGUAAUGCUGGAUGAUAUUCACGAACGUACUUUAAACACAGAUCUCUUAUUGUGUUUGAUUAAGAAGAUCCAAAAAAAGAGACCUGAAUUGAAGGUGAUAGUUUCAUCAGCUACGAUGGAGGUAGAAUUACUAUAAAACUUUUUUCCGAAUAGUAAAGUCAUUGCAAUUAGAGGUAGGAAUUACGAAGUUGAUGUAAUUAUAAUCUGAUAGGCUUUUAGAUUAUGUAUUUACUUGAACCAUGUAAAAACUAUGUGAUUGCUGCUGUUGAAUUGGCAUAUCAUAUUCACAAGAAGAUGCCUGAAGGUGAUAUUCUUGUAUUUUUAACAUCUGUCGAAGAAAUUCAUGCAUUUAUCAAUUUGUGGUCACAUCAUAAGGCGAAUUGUGCAGUAUUACCACUUCAUGCCAGUUUGGCAAUCGAUAAAUAGCUAUUGGUAUUUAAAUAGCACGCAAGUAGAAAAAUUAUAGUAUCAACAAAUGUGGCAGAAAGCAGUGUCACUAUAGAUGGAAUAGUCUAUGUGAUAGAUUCAUGUUAUCAAAAAGUCAAGGUUUAUGAUUACAAGAGAAGUAUUACUAAUUUAUUUAUUAACUUAGACUUGGACUAAUUAAAUGUACUACCAAUAUCUUAGCAAUCUGGUGCUUAGAGAGCAGGCAGAGCUGGAAGAACAAGAGAUGGAAUAUGUUAUAGAUUAUGUACUAAGGAGGAUUAUUAAAAUUUGCCUAAGACUUUCCCUCCUGAAAUAUUGAGAUCCAAUCUCACAGAACUCAUUUUAUAGAUUAGAGUAAAAAUAACUAAUAUAUAUGUAGUCAUUCUCAUUAACACCCAAUCAUUUGCAAUGCAGCAAUACAUUUUUGACUCCUGUUUCGAAUGAAUAAUUAAUCAAUUGUAUUAACAUUUUGAUGAGCCUGAAAUUAAUAGAUGAAAACUUUUCACUAACAGAAUUGGGAAAUGCCAUAGUUGAUUAUCCCUUGGAAACAUAACUAGCAGUUUGUGUUGAAAACAGUUUUCUAGAUGAAUAUCAAUGUUCAGACGAGAUGCUGAAAAUAGCCAGUAUUCUCAGUAUACAAGGAGGUAUCUUUAGUAGUGAUGCCACACCAUUAUAGAUGUUGAAGGCUAAGAAGGCUUUGGGAUGCAGAGAAGGAGAUGUGUUAUCACUUCAUAACAUUUUUGUCAGAUAUAUGAAUAUUGGAAAUAAAGGGAAUUGGUGUGAUACAUAUAGAGUAUCAAAACAUAAGUUAGAAUCAGCUGGAAAGAUAUACAAAUAAAUUCAAAAGAGAAGGAAAAAUAGAUAAAUCAAAAGUUCCAUCCAAGAUGUAGAGGCUGUUUAAAGAUGUUUUGUUUCGGGAUUCUUCUCUUAAGUAGCAUAAAGAGAAAAUACAGCAAGAGAAGGGGUUUACAGGAAUAUCUACACAAAAUAAUUGGUUCAUCUUCAUCCUGCUUCUGUUUUAACAGUCUCAUACCCUGAAUGGGUUAUUUAUCAUGAAUUGAUUGAGCAAAGUAAUAACUAAAGUCUAAUUUAUAGAUAAUAAGUUAACGAUGCACAAUGUAACCGAACUUGAUCCACAUUGGCUGUUUGAAAUUGCACCUCAUUUUUAUAGGGAUGCCAGAUAGGAAAUUGCAGAGAUGAAACAUCAAUAGGAGAAGGAUUAGUUAGAUAAGAUAGAGGCUGAAAAAUAAUAAAAGCAAUAGGAAUUGUUGAUGAGUUAAGAAAGCAAAGUAGUUUUUGGGAGCAUCAAAUAGAGAAAACCAGGAUUUAAGGGGUUUGGUUAGACCUAAUUUCCAAUUAAGAGUAAGGAGUAGAGGCUUGGGUCACUGUCAUUUAAUGAGGAAGAGGAUUUUUGAUUUGAUAUAUG